AUGGUAGAGGAGCUUGUUAACCAGCCUAGAAAAGGGAUACCUGGCCCUCCUCCAGUACCGGCUUCAUACAAUCCAGAACCAGUCGUUAGAGAUCCAGACUGUCACAGAAAGUUCAUGAGACUCCAUCCUUCUACAUUUGUUGGUACCAAGAAUUUUAUUAAAGUUGAAGGAUGGUUGAAAGAAAUUGAAAAGAGAGGCUACCUUACUUGUUCCCAUCAUCUGGGAGAGAUUUUUGGGGGCGUUCAACGUCGAGUACUUUCCAGCACGGCUCCAACACCAGAAAGAGUUAGAAUUCAUGCAGUUCACUCAGGGAACCUAUCAGUGGUUGAAUAUACUCGAAGAUUCAUUGAAUUGACCCAUUUUGCUCCAGCCAUUUUGACUGAUGAAGGACAGAGGACGAGAAAAUUUCAGUGGGGGCUACGCCCAGCGAUCCAGGAUGCUCCUGCAGUUCUAGAGUUGAAGACCUAUGAUGAGGUUUUUGCGAAAGUAGAAAUAGUAGAAAGUAGAUUGAAGGAUUUAUUCUUCGGAGUAUGCAGUUCUAGAUCCCCGGUACCUCUGAGAAGACAGAUUUCAAGGUAUAGUUCACAAGAUAAGAGGCCUGGAAUGGUAACAGAUAUAUCUCCUAGACCACCAUCAACUUCUGGUAGGGCAUUGACCUGCCGUACUUGUGGAAAGAAUCACGGUAAUCAGUCGUGCCCUUGUGUCACUCGAUCAUGUUUUAAGUGUGGUAGCCAACAACAUUUGAUCCGUAACUGCCCACUUAUGAAGGAACAAGUAGAAGCUCAAAGACGGGGAUGA
Molecule: messenger RNA, 798 nt
Organism: Carica papaya (papaya)
Lineage: Eukaryota; Viridiplantae; Streptophyta; Magnoliopsida; Brassicales; Caricaceae
Source: RefSeq, a predicted model, not a curated record